This is a messenger RNA of Plasmodium vinckei vinckei, 528 nucleotides long. Its product is annotated as conserved Plasmodium protein, unknown function. Lineage: Eukaryota; Apicomplexa; Aconoidasida; Haemosporida; Plasmodiidae. The transcript has a single exon. The coding region runs from base 1 to 528 and encodes 175 amino acids. The record is from RefSeq and is a predicted model, not a curated record.
AUGGCACGUUUAGGAGAAAUGUCCAAAUGUUGUUGUUUGCCAUUAGGAGGAGGAUGCGUAGUAUCAGCAGUGAUUAUUUUGAUCCGUUUUCUUGGAUAUUUCUUAGAGGAGAAAUCUGAAAUGAAGACAGUUAAUCUUAUAUUAUAUGGUGUAUUAUUUGGCUGUGUUGUGAUGGGAAUAUUACUCAAGAAUUUUAUUAUAUUAUACAUUGUUGCUGCACUUUUAGUUGUAUAUAUAAUUGAUAUGAUUAUAGUCUUUAUUCUUAUUUUGAUACCUGUUCUAUCAUCUACUAGUCAACACAAAUCUACAGCUAUAGUGUUCAUGCUGAUUACGACAUUUACGAGCAUGAUGGUUAUGCUCUUUUUGUUGAACAUAUUUUUAUCGAUGGGUAAUGUUUUGAAAGAAGGGGGCACAGGAUGGGAAAACAAAAACUAUAAGCAAAUACGAGCAGAGAAAGAUGCAAUUGUUAGUAAGGAAGAAAGGAAGAUAAUUGAUAACCAAAUAGCACAGAAUGACUACAAGGCAUAA